UUAAAAAUAACAUCCUAGAGUGUCCUUGUAUCAGGAGCUAGUUGCAGUCUCACUGAACUCAUCUGCCCAAGCAAAAGCUCGCCGGGAACUCAGCCGGAGUUAGUCAUCGUCCGUCAGAAACGGUUUUGACGCAGAGACUAGCAUCAAUCUGAAUGGGUUAUAUCAGACUCUGAAUCAGAUUCAAUCACUCUUCUUUAUUCGCACUCUCUCACCAUCAAUUUCAAUUUCUCUCCAUUUCUCUUAUCAUCUCGAUAGAUUUUCUUCUACUGUGAGAAAUGGACAAGGUUGUGGAAGAGGUGGAAAAAGUGAAGAAGGAGUGGAAUGAAGCUUACAGCAAAACACAAGAUCAAAUUAAGGCAAUUGGAGAGUAUGGUAAAUCAGGAAGAUCCAAAGAGGAUGAAAAUAAUUCGCUUUCUAGAUUGAAUGGUAUUGCUCAGGAUGGUUUAGCGCUUCUUUCUUCUCUGCAUUUCAACCUUGAUCUUCACGCUCCACAGUUGCCUACUCAACAAGAGGUUGAUUCCGCUACUGAAUUGCUUCAAUCAUGGAAAACCCUAACUCAAAAUUUGCGGAUGAGUUUGAGGAAUGCUAAUCUACAAGCCAAGGCUAACUUAAGGAAAGCCGCUCAGGAGGAGAGAGAACUACUUCUAGGCGGUGGAGAAGAGUCCACAGUCCGCAGACGCAAUUUGCAGACAAAAGCUGGAAUGACCUCUGCAGCAGAGAGCAUCACAGAAAGCCUACGUCGUACUCGUCAAUUGAUGGUUCAGGAAGUUGAAAGAAACACAAGCACACUUAUGACUCUUGAUGAAUCAACAGGAGUGUUAACAAAGGCUGAAAGUGAAUAUAAAGGGCACCGCUCAUUAUUGACGAGAACUAGAAAUCUUCUAUCAACAAUGCAACGUCAAGAUAUCAUAGACAGGGUGAUACUUGGGGUUGGUUUUCUAUUGUUCUCCCUUGCCGUUCUUUAUGUUGUUUCCAAGCGAAUUGGAAUACUUACCUUGCAGAGAAAGGUUACCGGGGCCAUAAAGGCUGGUAUGAUGGGACAGGCAGAGCUAAGACCACAAGCUGUUGCAGAGGACAUAAAUCUUCAUCAAGUUAGAGUUGACCAUGUUCAUAAUAUGCAGGCUCCUUUAGAACAACUAAUACAUGAUGAACUUUGAUACACAGGCUCCUAUAUAUAUACAUAUAUAAGAUAUAAAAUUACAUGGUUUAUAAUUGUUUUCUCUUAUAUUUAAUACAAAAAAUUCAUAUUGAACCUUUAACACAUUUUAUGUGUAUAAGUAGAAUUCUAAACUAAAAAAAAAGUCACAUGAAUAGUAUAGGCUUUUCUGGUGAGAGGAGCCCCUCUUAAUGUUACUCUCAUAUUUGAGAUAUUCAUAGUUUCUGGGUUGGUCAACUUGACUAAGUUAUGGUCUCAAACUCUCAAUUUUCCAUGUUGCGGGAUAAAGUGUAUUGCACCUUCGACAGUCUUUCCUUGUUCCUGUGUA
Lathyrus oleraceus (garden pea) is the source of this 1484-nucleotide messenger RNA. RefSeq lists its product as uncharacterized. Gene Ontology annotation, biological process: retrograde vesicle-mediated transport, Golgi to endoplasmic reticulum. Gene Ontology annotation, cellular component: endoplasmic reticulum; SNARE complex. The coding region runs from base 276 to 1157 and encodes 293 amino acids. The transcript is spliced from 8 exons. Lineage: Eukaryota; Viridiplantae; Streptophyta; Magnoliopsida; Fabales; Fabaceae. The record is from RefSeq and is a predicted model, not a curated record. Gene Ontology annotation, molecular function: SNAP receptor activity.